Messenger RNA from Paramecium sonneborni, 3255 nucleotides. The record is from the annotation of a GenBank genome assembly. Lineage: Eukaryota; Ciliophora; Oligohymenophorea; Peniculida; Parameciidae.
AUGCAAUAACAAACCCAAAGUGAUUCAGAACAUUCUCGUAAAAUGUAGUAAUUCAUAAUUACAGAUGAAUAGAUUGGUGAAAUUCAUGAUUUCGUAAAUAAUUCUCUGUCUGAUGCUUAUUAUCCAAUUUCAUAAUAAAAAGGUUAAAAAUAAUCAGAGCCUACUCCUUUAUCAAAUGAAGAAAUGAGAAGUUAAAGAAUGAGUAUAGAUAGUCCUGAUGCUAGAUUAAUUUUAAAAUCUACAAAUAGAUAAUAAAAAGAUGAGCCUUAACAUUAAUUAACAUUAUUUUAAUCUUGGAAUGCCAUAAAGUUUAUAAGAAGAAUUAGUGAGCGAAAGCGUAUAAACACAAAGUUUAGUCAAUAUUAAUAUGAUUUAUUAAAUGACAAAGGAUCAUCAUUUGAUUUAAAGUUAUUUAAGGAUAGCAGUUUACAUUUUAAACCACUGCAUAGAGGCUUAAGAAGAUCUAAUUAAGUUGAACAAAUAUAGGAGCCUUCAAUAGUACAGCAGAUGAAAAGCUAUUUAAUACACUAAAAAUAAAACGUCAAGCAAAUUUAUAAGAGAAUGGAACAAUAACUGUAAAAAAUUCCCAUAAUAACUCCUGAAUCAAGAUGGAAAUUAAUUUGGGAUUGUUUUGUUGCAUUGUCAAGGUUAUAUUUUAUGUAUGUAAUACCAAUAGAUUUGGGAUGGACAGAAAUUCCAGUCAUUUAUGGUUAACUCUAUGCAGUUUCAGUUUUAGCCCUUAUAAUUUUAUUAAUAGAUUAUGUCAUAAGUUUUAAUAAUUCAUUUUAUUAAUUUGGUUAAAUAGCAAAUUAGAGAACAGCAAUAGCCAAACAUGUAAUUACUAAAAGUUAUGGUUUGGAAUCUAUUUCUCUUUUAAUUUUAACUAUUUACCUUUUUAAUUCAAAUUCUAACACAAUAAAUGUAUUAGAUAAUUGGGCUGAUGUUUUAAUAUCUCUAUUUUAUGUUUAGAGUAGGAAUAUUCCUAAAUUGAUUGCAUAAAUAGAAGAAGUGUUAAAUUUGUCUAAGCCAGUUUCAUCUAUGUUAGAAUUACUAAAAUUAAUAUUAGUAUUGUUUUUUGUUUUGCAUUGUUACUCUUGCUUAUGGUUUUUUGUAAGUAAUAAGAAUAACUAUAUAAUUUAGGUUGGUGAAUAUAGCCAUAACCAUUCAUCCUAAGGCAGCUGGUUGGAAUUAUAUCAUAUUGAUCAUGAAACAUUUGCUGUUUAGUAUCUAUAUUCAUUUUAUUAUUCUACAGUGACAAUGUUCACAAUAGGAUAUGGAGAUAUUAUACCAGUAAGUUAUAUAGAGAGGAUUAUAUCAAUAUUUUAUAUGAUGUUUUGUAGUAUUCAAUUGAGUUAUAGUGUAAGUACUGUAGGAACAAUCAUAGAUAAGAUAUCUGCGUAUGAACAAGAGAAAAUGAAGAAAGUUCAUACUAUUAAUACUUAUAUGUAAAAUAAAAAAAUUGGUUAUUAAUUACAAUAUUAAGUAAGAGAAUAUUUGAAUUAUUAUUGGUAAUCAUAAAGUUAGGUAGAAUCAUAAGAUGAAUAAAAUAUUAUUAAUUAAUUAUCAUAAAACUUAAGAGAAUAAUUAAUGUUGUAAGCAAAUUCUAUCAUUUUAAAUGAAUGUCCAUUAUUUAAGAAUCAUUUUAGUGAUUAAUUAAAAAAUAAAUUAGUGAGAUAAAUUAAAUAAACUGUUAUUUAACCUGAAAAUAUUGUUGAAUUUGAUUAAAUAUUCCCAACACUUCCAUAUGGUUAAAUUUUUAUGUGUUUUAUAGAACAUGGAGAAGUGUAAAUACUAAUUUAAAAUGAUUAAAAAGACUCAAUAUAUUCACAUUAAUAAGUUUCAGUUAUUAGUAAAGCAGGAAAGGGUACUAGUUUAGGUAUUUAUAGUUUUAUUAGUGGUUAAAGAUCAAGAGAGAAAUUUAGAAGUUUAGGAUUUACAAAAUUAUUAUUAUUAUCAAGAGAUGAUUUUUUAAGAAUUUUACCAGAUUAUCCAGAAGAUUAUGAAAGAUUUAGAAAUAUUCAUGAUGGAUUACUAUUUAAUCAAGAUUAUAUAUAACAUAUGAAAUGUUUUUCAUGUUAAUCAUCAACUCAUAGAGUCAUGAAUUGUCCUCUAUUGCAUUAUGUUAGUGAUAGAGAAUUCAUAAUUAAAAAACAUUUAUUUACAAUAGAACAUGAUAGAAAAUACUUCAGAAGGAAUAUGGGUAGAUUUACAAAUUAAUUUCAUGCAUUAAUUGAUUAAGAAGAGAUUUCUGAAAUUGCAUAAUUUUAUAGCAGUUGUAAUCCUAAAUGGACUGAAUUUUAUGAUGAACCUCCAGAAGAAGAAGAAUAAAAAAGUCCUUAAAUUAAGAAAAUAGAUGUGAUAAUUCCAUCUCCAGAUUUAGCAUAAUCUCCAAUAUAAUAUCAUAGAUCAUAAUAAAGAUAUAGUAUUAUGAGUAAAAAAGAGAUUAAUAAUAAUGAUACAAAUGAAUCUGAUGAAAAUAAACUUAAAUUACCAUAAAUAGCUAGAGGAACAAAAAGAAGGCCAUCAAAUGUUUAAUAACUUAAGUCACUAGAAGCUAAAUCAUGCACUUAAAAUACAAAUCCAAGAAGAUUAAGACCAUCUUGUACAAUAGAGUUUAGCAGAUUUAGAUAAAUGUAAAUUUUAUAAAAAUUUCGCAAAAUUGUUUAAAUGGUUAUAAAACUUAAUAUUAUGAAAAAAAAGAAACCCACAAAAAAAUCUUUAGCAAAUAAAUUUUUAGAUAUUUAACAAUAAAAUCAAUAAUUGAAAAUGAUCUUGGAAAAAGUAAUUAUUCGGAUAAAUUAAAUUGAAUAAGGUAAAAAGGAGAUUUUAACAGAUAUUGAUGUCUAGAAUGCCUUUUUAUUAUCUAUUAAAAUAAAGAUGCUCAUAUCUUUACAAGAUGAGUAUUUUGGUAAUAAAACCAAGAUUCAAUAGAUGGAUACUUGUAAAGAGUUUUAAUAUUAUCAGGCUUAAAACAAUUUUUCUAGAGUUCUUGAUUAAGAGGAAUAUUAUUAUUAAUAAAGGAAAAUUUAACCAAAUUUAGUGGAAUUAAGAAAAAAAUUAGUGAAAUAUUUAAUGUUCCCUUAGAUGUAUUUAGAAAAAUAUAAAUAUGUUAAAUUAUAAUUAGUAAAUUUAUUAACAUAAAGAUAAUUUAGAGAUGAAAUUAAUCGAUCUUAAAUAUUGACAAUGAGUAAAAGAAAUAAAUAUAGAGGUAAAACUUUUAGAGCACCAAAAGUGAAUUAAAUUCUUCCAAAAUGA